UAUUGUUAGCUUGUUAGCUAGCGGAUGAAGUCGUGAAAUGGAGAUAUGACUGAGUAAUAACAUCUUAUUACAUGUGCACGAUUAAGUUAUAACAACCGUAAAGUGAUGGAGGACGGAAACAGGUCAGAUGCUGCCUCCACAUCCAAGAGCCACGCAGGCUCACUUCACCUGCAAACUCCAAAAAACGAGGACACCUAUGAAAUUGCCAUCCCCUAUGAAGAGAGCAACUUUGAGCAGCAAGGAUUUUUCAACCAGACUGACCAAAAUUUUGAUGAGUCACCCCCAUCUGCUGGCCCGUCUCCUGUCAACAACUCAUAUAUGGUGAUCACUAACCUGCGAACCCAGCUACAGAUCUCUCUGGAGAAAAACUCUUGGCUUCAGAAAAGAAUUGAGGACCUGGAAGAGGAGAGAGACUUCCUCCGUUGCCAGCUGGACCGCUUCAUCUUUUCCACAAAAAGCCAUGGACAAGACCAGAGUCAGAGCCAGUACAGUAACGGUUAUGAGUCUAGGCGAUUCAAUUGGAGGGCAAGAAGAGAAGAAGAUCGUCCUGCUGAACUACAGAAGACGGACUCACAGCAUUUCCCCUCUCGUCAGUUUAUCCAUCGAAGACCUGGUCCUCCAACUAUGGUGCCUUCCAAAAACCACGUCUCAAGUCCCAUAACUAAUCAGCUUGCCUCUAUGAAUGCUUUGUUCAACUCUACGCAAUCCCAGGCCCUCUUGCAAGGCCAUAGCCAUAGUAAUCCAAACACUACAGUCAGUGGUAACAGUGGCAGCAGUAACAGUGCUGCAAGGUCAUCAAUUAAUGAAAUGAGUGGACAUAGCAACGUAGGCACAGAUUCUCUUUCACUCCUGGGAGAAUCUGACGAGUACUUGGAGCAUGACGGUUACCUAGAGGAGGAGGAAUUGAUAUCAAGUGAAGAUGUCAUGCCAGAUACCAUUAACAACAGACACCAAUUAAAGAGAAGGCGGGUCUUACGAGCCCCUAGAGAGCGGCAAAGAGUAAAAGAUGCUGCUGGAGUGCUGUUUCGCUACAAGAAGAUUUUACUUACAUAUCAACGCCUGAAAAAUAUGUCUAAAGCCUUCCAAAUUCAUGGUGUAGACCGCAACACAGUGGCUUCCACCACACCCAUUGCUGAGCUGCUGCUAGUGGCUCCAGAGAAGGUGGCAGAGGUGGGCGAGUUUGACCCGUCCAAGGAGAAGUUGCUGGACUACGCCCGCCGUUGCUACACUGCCCUGGACGAAGAGACGCUCAGCAGGGUGCAGGCCCUGAAGAAGAAUAACCUGCUCCUGCCCAUCUCCUACAGGUUCAGACACUGAAGGGAGAAAGAGGUUUCUCACCUCUGAGGCACAAAGAUGUCCAGAGGCAUAAGGAGUUUAUUGCUCUCUCAGUGCCUGGGACAUGGUCAUGUUAACUGUGGUUGAGGUCCUUUGUUCCUCAGACAAAGAAACUUUUAACAUACCACUUUUUUAAUCAAUAUGAUGUACAGGUACAUGAGUUUCUUCAACACAUCCUCACCGUCGUCCCAAUAACAUUGAGGAAGUUGGGGUGCUUGCUGAGUCAAACACAUAGGUCUCAUUGCUCAAAAAGCAAAGUGGCAUGUUUGCGUGAUUCAGAAUUUUUGGUUAAAGAUCUGUGAACUAGAAUAUGUUUUUGCCGUUAGGAUUAUAGAGGGGAUUGCUUUUCCUUGGUGCUUAAAUGAGUUUAACCAGCUUGGCUCAUUUUAUGUUUCAGCUGUUAGGUUUCCUGGAGUUCAGUAAUUGAUUGUUGAGAUAAUUUCAGUUCCUGACAGCCUAUAUGAUUUUUAAACAUAUAGCAAUUUGUGUCACUUUAUUUGUGUGCAAUCCUAUAAAAUAUUGUAGCUGUCAAUCAUAAUCAUGUCUGUGUAUGUUAAAAUUAUACAGCACAGCAUUGAUUUUGUGGUAUUAAGCCAUUCUUUUAAGAAAUCACGACCAUUUCCAUGUGAUUAAAUUGUUCUAUGUGUAUUUGCCGUAUUACUUUUGUCAUUAUAUCCUCAACUAUUUUCACUUGCCUUAAAGCAAAUUUUAUGACGGCUUUGUAUGAGAGAUGCAACAGUUUUGGGUCACUUUCACUCUGAACACUCAUUGAAUUAGACUUCGGGAGUAAUUUUUUUUUCUCCUUCCCUUUCUGUAUCUCAAGGUUUAAAGGAGGAGAAAAUUCUUAAAGAGAAGGAAACAGAUACAGUCAUGAACUGACAAUAGGAGAGACUAGUCUGACGUUAUGUGGUGCAAACGCCUUUUUACUUUAACAUACUUCUGGCAACACAAGACACAGUUGUUUUUAAUUUAAUACAGAUUAAAUACAGCCACAGACAUGUUGGUGAUAUUGUAUGUGUUUGACUUGUAAUAAUAUCGCCACCUGUUGGCCUUGGGUCCAGAUUCAACAACACUACUGCUGCGUUACUGUGUUCCACUAAGGGUCGCACCAAACCUUUCUGUGAAUUACCUGCACUACAAUACGGUAUAUGUCACUUCUUAUGCUUCUGGUAUUGAAGCCCUUGUAAUGCUUUUGUGACAAUAAUACCUUUUGUAAAAUAUGGUACGGAGCAUUUACAAUGAUAAACUGACUAUUUGUAACAUUGUGUAACUUCUAGUUCUGUGUGAAAAAUUAUGGACAUUAAUCACACAAACAAUUUUACAAUGAGAGCUUCAGCAAAAGCAACUAGCUUGUACACAGGGAUGAUCUAUUAUUGCUUCCUAAUACUCUACUACAAAUGCAUGUGAAAAGAGUUCUUCAAUGGUCUGUAGUUUAUAGAGGUGUUGUCGAAAUUCAUAUUAAUUCAAAGCAGCAAACAUGUUGAUAUAUUGUAUGAUAAUGUGUUGUGUUUAUACUGGUACAGUGAAAUAAUUAGAUCCCCUAUAUUAAAACAGAUUUGGUUAGAGUGGUAUACAGUGACUCUUGGUGUAAAUUAACCUAUUUUGAUAAAAGUAAACAAAUAGGUACUCCAACCUGUGGAACUAACGACAAUUACACUGUCUUGUUAUUUCUAUGGUUAAAAACAAGAAUUGUAAGCUAAGGGUGCUGGAGACUUAGCAAAAUCACAUGAGGGUGCAGUAUUUUAAAAACCUAUUUGUCUAAUUUUUAUCUCAUGUGUUAAAAGUGUAUUUCACUGAAGCCAUACCUAUCAUUCACCAACUGCACAUUUAGACUGAAAUGUUAUUAAAGCAUAUGAUUUCUUACAAAAAUUUGUAAAAUCCACUAAUUGAAGAAAUAGUUAUGAUUCACCGCCUGUACUAUUGAUACAGACAUGUAU
Molecule: messenger RNA, 3272 nt
Organism: Scomber scombrus (Atlantic mackerel)
Lineage: Eukaryota; Metazoa; Chordata; Actinopteri; Scombriformes; Scombridae
Product: coiled-coil domain-containing protein 106-like
Exons: 8
Coding region: 106-1317 (403 amino acids)
Cellular component (GO): nucleoplasm
Source: RefSeq, a predicted model, not a curated record